Messenger RNA from Capronia epimyces CBS 606.96, 6108 nucleotides. RefSeq lists its product as uncharacterized. The transcript has a single exon. NCBI's taxonomy places the organism in Eukaryota, Fungi, Ascomycota, Eurotiomycetes, Chaetothyriales, Herpotrichiellaceae. Gene Ontology annotation, cellular component: membrane; endocytic vesicle; Golgi apparatus. The record is from RefSeq and is a predicted model, not a curated record. Gene Ontology annotation, biological process: intracellular protein localization; retrograde transport, endosome to Golgi; endocytosis. Bases 1 to 6108 code for a protein of 2035 amino acids.
AUGGCGUCUACCGCUCCUUCAGCCCACCCUGCGGCCGCAAGUGCGAGUACGAGUAACGGCACUCCGCAUCUCGAACUUGACCUAUCCAAACUCCAUGCCCUUCCCACCGAGCAACAAGACCUGUACCUCUUGACGUUUGUCUCCGACCUACAGCGUCAUGUUGAACAAACUUCCUCCGAGAGCCUCCCACCGCAUCAAGCGUCAAUCAAGAAGGAAAUCAUCAAGAUUGUGGGACUGGGGGCUCCGGUACCAUCUCGCGUGAUCCGAAAUAUCCUUGGGAGGAUCCUGGCAGACGCAUUUGGACGAGGUAGCCGUAGUCUGCUCUACGAAACCAUCAAUGAGCUGGUGGCCAUUGCCAAUGCAGGCAAGGUCGAUAAAGAUGUUGGUCCGAAACAUGCUGCCGCCGUCUGUCUGGGUGCGGUUUUCCGGUCUGCUGGCGACAGCGCAAUCAGUCUCUCAGGGCUCGCGGUCUCCUCACUCCUCCGGCUCACGAAAGCUUCUCACACAGGACUACGGGGUUGCGUUUUCAAAGCACUGGGCGGACUGGUCAUGGGUGUCCGCACCAGUCUUGAUGAGCAUGUCGCCCGGGACAUCUGGAAGCAUGCUCGAAGUGCUGCCGCAAACGACAAGUCGUCAUUUGUCCAGAGGUGUGCAUGCUCUUGUCUUCAGGGUCUAGCGAGCGAGACAGACUACUUUGACAAUUCCGGUGACUUUGACAAUCUCAAGACGACGACAUGGAAGGCGUUGGAGAGCACAGUACCCUCAGUCAGACAUGCAGCUGCCGGGGCUCUAGCAGCUGCCCUGAACGGAGUGUAUUCCGAGCACGGGAAUGCGGAAGCCCCAGUCAUCAAAAAGCCAAAGAAAUCCAAGAAACCGGGUGCGAAUCUUGACGAGGAAGGAGAACAGGAACGGCCCGGCUCACCUACGCCAGGUCAAGUCAGGCAUACUGUACGACUGGCACUCUCGCUGAAUGAGGUCCUGCGAGUGCUUUCAUCCCAAUACUGCAAGGCGUCGAGCACGAAUCGAGCACGGGCAGGCAUUGCAACCUGUUACAGACAUCUACUGCGGCUACUUCCACGCAAGACGCUAGAGGAAAACUACGCAUCGAUCGCCCUCCAUUUGUAUACGGACCUGCUCAACCACUCGACUAUCUCGUCUAACCGAUACCGGCUGCUCCUCAGCAGGAGGCUGGUCAGAUGGAUUCUAAUACACGUCACUGCCCUCCUUACGGAAAACGCUCAGAUUAACGCUGCCCGUCAUCUUAUCAAUGAUAUUCUAAAGAAUUACCCGCAGGUCAUGCCAGAGCGCCGAGAACCCUCAAAGCGGGUCCUAUCUGGCGCCCUGUCCACCUUGAAUGACUUGCUCGUGCGACUUGGGCCCGCCGCGAACGUCUUUCAGGACAGUUGCAGAGAGGCGCUUUUUCAGGUGGUGCAACACCCUAGUCAUACGGUUCAGAGUCAUGCCGCACAAUGCUUCAAGUCCUUUGUUCUCGGAUGUCCAAGUCAGCUUGUGCGCAGCCUGGAACACGCCAUGUCUCAACUCCAAAAAGAAUUUCAACCGUCAUCCGAAAGCAAGCUCCCGCAUCGAAGGUCUCUCGGCUAUGCCAUCAGCAUUGCAGUCAUGAUCGGUUCUGCACGACAAAAGCCGCUCUACGGUUCCAUUCAAGUCUAUUCUGACAUCUUCACUUUCGCGACUGACCUUCUGAAGUCAAGUGCCGCCGCCGAGUUGCGGUUAUCUGCAACCCAGGUGCAAGUGGCUUGGACUCUGAUUGGCGGUCUGACGAACUUGGGGCCGAGCUUUGUCAAGGUGCAUCUGAACCAGCUGAUGCUUCUCUGGAGGAAUGCGCUGCCUCCUCCGUUGACCCACGAAAAUGCUACCAAAAGGGGCCAUCUGGAGCUCAGUUUCUUGUCCCAUGUUCGAGAAUGCGCCCUAAGCGCCUUGCUCAUGUUUCUCUCCUCCUGCAGCAGCUUGGUCACCACAGAUGGGUCCAGACGAAUAUCUACCAUGCUUCAUAAUACUGUCCUCUUCCUUGAAAGCUUACCAGUGGCUCGUGAAGCCGAAGAUCUUUCCCACCGGCUUGUACCUGCUCUUCAGCUGCAAGACUAUACGAUCCUUCUUCGACGACGUGUGCUCCAAUGCUUCGGAGCCUUGGUAAGCUUGAAGCAUCUGGAGCAGAGCGAAGUUGUAUCUCAGUCUGAUCUCACGGGCCUCACAAUGCGCACCUUCAUAGACCCAGAGCACCCGGUGUCGAAAAACCUGGAAGCAUCCUUGGCGAAUGCUGCCAGCAACUUCGAAGGACUGUGGAAUACUAGCGACAACUGGAGCUUCGGCGUCAGCAGCGUCGCCGAAAGCUUUGAUACCUACAUGCCAUUCGAGAACCACCUUCAACCAAGAGCAGAUACAGCUACCGAGCGAGAGGUAUCUUUCCCCGACGUCGUGAUCCGGUCCCCAGCACUUCCGGCAAUCGAACAUGAUCCUUUUCUAAUUUCCCGGCAAGAUGAUGUGAUCAAGGAGGCUGAAAUGUGCUCACCGGCUACUUCCUGUGUCAACCUGGCGAUUAAACUCUUCGCAAUUUCGCUGCCACUUCAGGCUCCCAAGAUCCAGGAGAGCACGAUCGAACAGUUGAUCACGACGGUGUCCCAACCUCUCCCGCGCGAGCCCGGGAGGAAAGCCGCGAUGCAGGUCAAUACUGCUCUGGCUCUCCUUUGCGCUCUCGCAGUCGCAAACAGCGAGACUCCUUAUGUCUCUGGCCGGUUACACGUGGAAGCCGUCGGGCCGGUCAUUAGCGAACUGCUGGAGAAGUACGUCUGUAACCCCGACCCUACCUUGAGACACUUGGCUGCCCGUGCGAUCGGACGCAUCUGCAAUUUGGCUGGCACCCUGUCCACCAAUAAAGAGGUCAAACUCCUCAUCGACACAAUAGUCGCUGAUCGGGACCCGAGUGCUCGCGCGGGAUGUGCCCUCGCUUUGGGGUACAUUCACUCUGAGGUGGGGGCUAUGGCGGCCAACCUGCACAUCAAAUCUAUCGUUGGCGUUCUUCUAUCAUUGUGCAGCGACAGCCAUACGACGGUCCAUUUUUGGGCCUUGAGAGGGCUGGUGCAAGUGGCGGAAUCUGCAGGACUGGCGUUUUCACCAUAUGCCACCAGCGCUCUCGGCCUCCUAGCACAGCUUUACUCAAACGACACCCACAACGAAGAAUGCGCAUCCCUUGCAACGUCGAACCUUGAGCUCGAACUUUUCACCCCCCUGGCUAUUGCUCAAUGUGUGGACAGUAUCAUCAACGUCCUGGGGCCGGAUCUGCAAGAUGUGUCGAAGGCUCGAAACUUGAUUCUGAUAUUGAUAGGAUCUUUGCAGAAGGAAGCUUCGCCCCAGUUGCGCCACGAGAGCUAUCAGUGCCUACGCCAUCUUUCAAUGUACGCUCCAGCUCAUCUCCAGUUUGCAAAAUACGUGCAGGAUUUGCAGGCCAAUCUCUCGUCGGACGAAGAUCUUCUGCAAUCUGCUGCGAUCAGGGGGCUCAGCGAAUUGAUGAAACGGAAUGCUUCCGAGGUGGCACGAGUAGCCACUGCAAAGUUGAGUGAUGACUUGUGGGCACGCCUCGACGACAACCCUGGUGACACGUUCCUGCAAGCGAUGCUGGAGAAUUGGAUGCAACAGGCCAUUCUGGUCGACACAGCUGACUGGAUUGAUAAAUGCCAAAGCAUCCUCUCCCGAACCAGGGCAAAGGGCCAAGCGCCGUCCCCGUCUCGUGCGACGCCAGCCAAAGCGGCAAUGCCCGAUCUAGCGGAUGAAGAGGUCGCCGGCUUUGCUGCGGCGGCGGCGGCUGCACAGGGAGAAGCGGCCGAUGCCGUCCCCGAAGGUCAAGAAUUUCUGCGUUGGCAAACACGAGACUUUGCUAUGCGUUUGCUCAGUGAGUCCAUGGAGAUCAUCCAAGCAGCCAUGUUGCCUGACCGCGUCAUCUUCGCGGAGGAGGUGCUGCAAAGCAAAGUCGCCGACGUGGUUCGGGUGGCAUUUUCAGCAUCAACUGCGAACGUGGUGGAACUGCGCAUCUGGGGACUGCGGAUCAUUGAUCAAAUCCUCAAACUAUUUGGCAAAACCCCAGACCCGGAUUUCCUAGAGGCUUCACUGCUGGAGCAAUACCAGGCACAAAUCAGUUCGGCAUUAACUCCGGCAUUCGCAGCGGACUCGUCGCCAGAAUUGGCCGCUGAAGCGAUAGGCGUGUGUGCAACAUUCGUGGCCACGGGCAUAGUGACCAAUGCAGACCGCAUGGGUCGGAUAUUCAAGGUCCUCGCGGUGGGCGUGGAAAACCUGACCCAAGCAAACCCCGAAGCUGCCAUUGGCGAUCUCGAAAAUCUCAGUCCAAACGCCCAGGCAAUGUUGAAGAUGAGCGUCUUGUCGGGAUGGGCGCAGUUGCAGCUGGCUAGCUCGGAGCAGCCUUAUCUCGACGAGAUUUUGCAACCAUUCAUCCCGAAACUCGCACCUCUUUGGUUGACUUCGCUCCAAGAGUUUGCAGGGCUACGUUUCGAACCCGAGAUUUCCGAUACGCUGGGUGGCGAAGUGGCGGGUGGAAACCUUGAUGAAAGAUAUGCUUCUUUCCACCGUGAGAUCCGCCUCCAGUUCUAUCAGAAAAGCUGGUUGAACAUUGUGGAUGCCAUCGCCGUGCUGGUGGAGAAGGACAGCGAAUCAGUGUUCGACGCCCUAGAUAAUAAACGGGGGCCUUCCGGCGACGAGGCUGCUACCGACGCGCAUACGCAGGGGAGAGACAUGAGUUUCCGUGAGGAACCGGUGGCCUUCUUCUUCAUCCUGUUUGGACUGGCCUUUGAGGCACUGGUGACGCAGACUCGGGAAGACCCGUCGCAAGCUCUGUCAAUCCUGCAGGCGCUCAAAAAGAUCUUGACCCCCGAGGUUUGUGGAAAUGCCAUCUAUGAGGCGGCGGUCUUCAACGAGACCACCGACACCCUUGAUCGUCUGGCACUUACCAGCACGACCGAGACGCAGAGUGUCCUGGUCGAGAUUGCAAGAAAUCUGGCCCUCGACCACCUCGCGGCAAAAAGUCAGGACCGUGACGAGAACUUGUCCGAUGACAUUGAACAGUUGUUCGAGCUGACGAGAAUCAUCCUUCUGGUCUUGACUGGUCUUAUCCCGACCCUCGAAGAUCCGCCAGGGUCUGCUCUUCGGCGAUUGGGAGACGACGGCGUUGCUCUUGUACAACUGUCUUUCCAGGCGCUGGUCGAUGUUGCCUCGGUGUUCCCAACCAUCAUCCGUGCAGACCUCCACGCUUGCAUCAUUCACAGCUAUUGCACGAUUCUCGCCACGGGGAUUUGUCAAGACGACGUGUUGCCGCGCAUCAUGCCGAUUUUCAAAGCAUUCUUGCAAGACGUGAUCAAAUCGGGAUCAGACGAGGUGGCCUCCAGGCUGGUCAGGGGAGGCCUACAUCGCAUGUUAGCCACUUUGACCAUUGCUCAACGCCGAGAGAACGAGCAGGCCCUUCCCUGUGCCAAAAACACCUUGUUAUCCAUGACAAUCCUGCUCACCACCGCCGGCUCCGUUAUCCCUGCCAAUGACGAGCUCGUGCCUCCAGCUGUGGCUGAACUGUUGGAUUGUCUCCAGGAUGUUGGCCUCGCAAAGAUGGCGGCCGGCUGUGUGCGAUCUUUGCUCGUGACGCACCCCAAAACCGUAUGCGACGAAGUGAUUGGGCGAAUGUUAUGGACUCGGCUGAUCCCCUUUAUCCACGAUGUGGAAGUGGAAGACCCUGAGGGUGUCAAGACGCCCUUGACUCAAGCUCUUGUGGCAUCUGUGGUGACUCUUCAAGGCUCAGGUCGGUUUGCGGCCAUGUCGAUCUUGGUCCCCUUGCUCCUGCUCCGAGCCAAGCAAAUUGCUCCUGGAGACAGUCCGGAAGCCAUGCGGGGGGAGACUGCUGCACGAUUGCUUGAGCUGGUGGCUGCUGACCAGGUCGCUUUUAAAGUGACCGUGGGCCUACUUGACGAGGACCAGCGGUCUGAAUUGGAGGGUCUGCUGAGGGCGACUGGGGUUGGGAAGCGACAGGAAGCUGCCUUGUCAGAGAACGUCGAAGCCAAGCCAGCGAUCGAACUUCGGAUGGACUUUGGAUGA